Messenger RNA from Seriola dumerili (greater amberjack), 940 nucleotides. RefSeq names its product androgen-dependent TFPI-regulating protein-like. The transcript has 6 exons. The record is from RefSeq and is a predicted model, not a curated record. Lineage: Eukaryota; Metazoa; Chordata; Actinopteri; Carangiformes; Carangidae. The coding region runs from base 203 to 889 and encodes 228 amino acids. Gene Ontology annotation, cellular component: endomembrane system; membrane.
GUUACAAUGUCGUUUUGCCUCCACUGUUUGCAAAUGUCUUGAUAAGCUCGUGCUGAAUUACACUAAUCUUUAAAGGUCCCUCACUGCCUUGAGUGCCUCGAGUCUAAAGGGAAAAGACACACUUUUCACUAUUUAAUAGUACUUUUCCCAGUGUUUAAUUCAUUUUGUUGUUUGUUGAGGAUCAGUAUACGCUUACGUUAGAAUGACUUCAACCCUGGGGAGAGUGUACCACAUCACAGCAUUCAGCUGGUAUGCUUUUGUUGUUAAGUGUCUCGCUGCUAAGGAUGGAGAGAAAUUACCACCAGGAAUCUUUGUUUAUGGAGGACCUUGGAAGUACCUAACAUUUUUGAAUUUGUUAUUGCAAAUGUCAUUCUUUGGACUGGCAGCUCUGAAUGAUCUACAAGCUGGGAAAAAGUCAGAGACUACUCUGAGCAGAUGUAAAGACCUCCUCUUCUCUGUCUUUGCCUUCCCUGUGGGCAUGUUUGUUGUUCUACUUUUCUGGACAAUCUUUGCCUACGACAGAGAGCUGGUCUACCCAGCUACUAUUGACACUUUCUUCCCUCCCUGGAUAAACCAUGCUAUGCACACAUUUGUCCUGCCUGUUUUACUUGGAGAAGUGCUGGUGCAGCCUCACAUCUACCCACAGACUAAACAUGCCCUGGCAGCAUUAGGAGUUGUGGGCUUGGCUUACUUAUUUUGGAUUAUAUGGGUGUUCUUGUCAGUUGGGAUUUGGGUGUAUCCUCUCCUGGGCCACUUCAGCACCGCUGGUCUGGCGGGCUUCUUCUUUUUUAACAUGUCUGCGGUGACCUUGUUCUACCUGCUGGGGGACAAGCUCAACAGCCGUGUGUGGAGUAAGGACAUGAACAAAACGACAGCAAACAAACAGUGACUCUCAAAUGAAAAUAGUCAAGUACAGUGGCAAUCCAGACAAGACAAAAGA